ACCCGAUACCCAUGUCGGCUACUCCACUCACCGGAUAUAACAUCGUGUCGACGCAAAUACGCGAAAAUCUUCACGGAAAAGCCUGUCCUUGGGCAGCGACAGUCUCCACCCGCGGAUAUGAAGCCGUCGGAUGCGCGCUAAUGCAUGAAGAUAGCCCAACAUGUACUCUAAUCAACCACAUAUCUAACGUCUUGAGUCACUUGCUCUCUUUCCACUGCAUUCUUCAACACUCGAAUGUCGGUGCAAACACUCUAACCAGCAGCACGAGUCCCUCACAGACUCUUCAUCCAACGCCAGUAUCUUUUCACAAUCUCGCCUUCUAUGAGUACGCAAAAUGGCACCCUCUUCCACAUCCUCCUCAGCACCCGCUGGCCAACACGCGCCCAACUCCUCCUCCACCGAACCUGAGAAGACCACCGAAUACGCCUCCAUCAUCCCCCAACCACGGAGCAAUGAAAACGGCCAAGACUGUUUGCAACUCCAACGCACAGUCUCUUCUGUCAGCCACCAUGACAUGGCCAACGUCCAAUACAUUGCUACGGGCGACAACGAUGUAAUCUACAACAAAUUCACUGAGCGCCGCAAAAUGGUCAUUGUGGCUGUUGUCUCGUUUUGCAGUUUCUUGGCUCCCAUCUCGAGCACGACGGUGCUUUCUGCUGUGCCUGAAGUCGCGGAUACGUUUGACACUGAUGGAUCGAUCAUCAACGUUUCCAACGCUUUGUACAUGCUUUUCAUGGGGCUGUCUCCUUGUUUCUAUGGACCGUACGGGAAUAUCUACGGCAGGAAGUGGGUGAGCGUUGUGAGCGCUGCGCUUUUUACUGCGUUUUCGAUUGGCACCGCGCUGGCUCCGAAUUUGGCGGCGUUUUUCGUGUUUAGGAUCCUCACUGCGUUCCAAGGCACGGCUUUCCUUGUCAUUGGGUCAGCUGUCAUUGGAGAUAUAUAUAAGCCGACCGAGCGCGCAACAGCCCUAGGCUGGUUCCUCAGCGGAACGCUCAUUGGUCCCGCCCUUGGCCCCUUCAUCGGCGGCAUCAUCGUCACAUUCCGUUCCUGGCGCGACAUCUUCUGGCUGCAAACCGCCCUCGCCGGCGCCGCAACCCUCUUCUGCUUCUUCCUGCAACCAGAAACCAUCCACAAGAAGCGUGCCGACGAACUCGAAGGUCUACCCCCUAAAGAACGCGCACAUAAAAUGUGGCAGUGGCUCAACCCGUUCCGCGUCGUCAAACUGUACCGUUACCCAAAUAUUCUUCUCACGGCACUGGCGUCCAGUUCCUUGGUGUGGAACAUGUAUUCCCUCCUAACACCAAUCCGAUACGUGUUGAACCCGCGGUUUGAUCUCCAAUCACCACUUCAAUCCGGCCUCUUCUACAUCGCGCCUGGAUGCGGAUACCUCCUCGGAACCUUCUUCGGCGGCCGCUACGCCGACCACAUUGUCAAAAAGUACAUCCGCAAGCGGGGUGAACGCGUCUCAGAAGAUCGACUCCGCUCCUGCGUCUUCUUCCUUGGCGGCGUCAUUCCAGCAUGCAUGCUCAUCUACGGAUGGAGCGUCGAGAAGCGUGUUGGCGGUAUUGCGCUGCCGGUUGUUAUGAUGUUCCUGCAGGGUGUGGCGCAACUUUUCUGCUUUCCUAGCCUGAACACGUAUUGUCUAGAUGUUAUGCAGGGGAGGAGUGCGGAGGUUGUGGCGGGCAAUUACUUCAUGCGGUAUAUGUUUGCUGCGGCGGGUAGUGCGGCGUGUUUGCCGGCUGUUAGAGCGAUUGGCGUGGGCUGGUUUAGUACGAUUAGUGCCGGGUUUCUUGUUGCGGGGGCUGCGGCGACGUAUCUGACUGCGGUGAAGGGUAGGGACUGGAGGGUUGCUAUUGAAGAGAAGAAAGCGAGGAGGAAAGAGGAGGGGUUGGCUUAGAGAGUUGGUGAGCCUCGAAGAGCUGUUGAAAGAAUUAUACCGACAAUUAAUAAAAUCACAUUGUAGCAUUGGUUUUGACUGCCAUUAUACAUUCUGCUGCCUCUAUUCCAGCCCAGACUGCCCUCCAAAUCUUCGCGUGCAAGUCUCACG
This is a messenger RNA of Alternaria rosae, 2047 nucleotides long. Its product is annotated as major facilitator superfamily domain-containing protein. Gene Ontology annotation, molecular function: transmembrane transporter activity. The transcript is spliced from 2 exons. Lineage: Eukaryota; Fungi; Ascomycota; Dothideomycetes; Pleosporales; Pleosporaceae. The coding region runs from base 335 to 1897 and encodes 520 amino acids. The record is from RefSeq and is a predicted model, not a curated record. Gene Ontology annotation, biological process: transmembrane transport.